Pocillopora damicornis (cauliflower coral) is the source of this 6501-nucleotide messenger RNA. RefSeq lists its product as uncharacterized. Gene Ontology annotation, molecular function: protein binding. NCBI's taxonomy places the organism in Eukaryota, Metazoa, Cnidaria, Anthozoa, Scleractinia, Pocilloporidae. The record is from RefSeq and is a predicted model, not a curated record. Gene Ontology annotation, biological process: regulation of cell adhesion; regulation of signaling.
CGCCUGUUGCCGGCGAUGGCUUCGUCCUCCGAGUCAAGACAGAAAGGUAAAAGGAGACUCAGCACUCGAGAGCAACGAGAGCAGUUCAACAUCUACAUAAAUUCAGAUCCUGCACUUAUUGAGUCGAGAAGAUGGAUAGAGGAGGUGACCAGAAAGGAAUUUAAAAGUCACAAUUUUCGAGAAUCCCUCGCUGAUGGCAUUCUUCUCUGCGAAUUAGUCGAAAUUGUUGGAGGUAUCUCACUUGGUCGAAUAAACCGUCUACCGAUUGCGUACGCUGGAAUUGACAAUAUCAACUUAUUUUUCAAAGCCUGCGAAAGACUGGGAUUGCAAAGGCUUCAUCUUUUUGACGUCACUGAUCUUCACGAAGUGACGAUCCGACGCGGUGAUUCAACGUCAUCGAGAUUAAAGGAAACACAACGGAGGCUACAGAAUGUUACGAUCACAAUACUUUGGUUAGCCAAAGCAGCUCACAAUCGAGGUUAUCAGGGUCCUGCUCUUGACUACAGCUGCUUUGAUCAUCUAAUUCCGCAAACGAAUUUCGGCAAAAAGAGGCGAGGGUCACGAAAGAGACAUUCUUUAAGUGAACUAGAAACGCGAGACAAAGUGUUUGAUAGGAUUGACAUCAGUGACAAGAAGGAGAAAUUUCGGAAUCUUGAAAACCAAGCCAAGCAGAACAUCGUGCAUUUGGAAUUAAACAGACGUAAAUCAACUGGAGGAAUUUUGAAAAGAAGUAGAGAAAAAAGUUUAAGUUGGAACGAGGAGGAUUUAAUACACAGCUACACAGACAAUAAUUAUCUUCGGAAAAGAAUGCCGGAUCCAAAAUUUCACGAGAAAAAAGACAUGUACGACCACCGUGAUCAACUUGACUCAAAUCAAGAAAGAUCUCGCCGUCGGUCGAGUGGUUCUUCGGACCGCGGUCUUACGUCACCACCACCGAUUUCACUCGGUAGGAGAGUUGAGGUGGACUUGAAAGAGAAACAAAAGAAAUUCGAAGGGCUUGACAAAAACGCGGAAGAGCAAUCUGCUGUGUUGAAAGGCAAAGCUCGGCCAAAGUCCUGGGGACCUGGAGAGAUAAGAAAGGCACUGCAGAAACAAGGCUCUGUUGAUGUAGCGUUCAAGGAAAAACACCAAAACUACGAAAAACUUCAGCGUCAAGCAACUACGGAAAGUGCGGUGUUAGAGGGGAAGUUACGGCCGCACGCAGAUGGGGAUGGAAGACCAGAAAAAGUAAUUCUUGGAGGAAGAUCAGAUGUGAAACUCCGUGAGAAACAAAAAGAUUUUGAACAACGUGAUUAUCAAGCUCAAAGGGAGAAAGCCGUUCUCGAGGGAAACCUUCGUACGUCCGCCACAGACGGAAAAGCAAUACGUCCCAACUCUGUCAUGAUUCCAAAACGUGAACAGAUUAAGCUGAGCGAGAAAAAAGCAACUUUCGAACAACUUGAUAAGCGAGCUGAACAGGACUCGUCGAUUCUUCGUGGCCAGUAUAAACCACCGCCAACAGAUACUGGCAGCCUUAAGAGAUCAUCCAGAGUUGCCCUUCCGAGAGAUGCAAAUGUUGGUCUUUUAGAAAAGCAGCGCACUUUUGAAGAUAAAGACUCUCAAGCGCGGAAGGAAAGUGAAAUUCUUCAAAAGAACAAACGAAAUGCAUUUGAUAGCCCCGUUAAAGAACCCACACCACUGAGCACCUCUACGCGGCCACGGAUUGCUGGUUUCCAGUCCUCCUUAGACAGAAAAUGGGUUGCCUCUGACGUCUCAAGGCAAAGCCAGCAGGAGAGGCCCUCUCGACCAGUGUCCAACUAUUACGACUACAGCAGCUUCAAUGACUACCCAAGAGCAAACGGUUUUGAUGAAAUUACCGCAAGUACAGAAGGUAUAUACCGAGUGUCAGUUGAAGAACCAGUAGAAUCCGUUCCCUCGGUUGGAUAUGAGCAAAUGAACACUUGGCAGAAUCAACGAGGAUUUUCAGAGGAACAAAGAAGCUCGAAACAUGAUGAACGCUUAGAUAAAGACAGAAACGGAGAGUAUUCCGACUAUGUGAAGAGACGUUAUGAAGAGUCCAAGAGGAGACAGGGGGAAGAACCUGAGGAGAUAAACUUAACGGAUGCCAAAAACCUGUCUUAUCGUGAUCUUGUUCGCGCUCCACGCAAAAAGUCCCGCGAGACGUUCAUACGCGGAAAGAAUACCGUCGUUCCAGCGGAAGAGAUGCCAUGGCGGAAGGAAGUUCGAGAGGUCAAAGAGAAAAGACAUCUUCUUUCUGAUGAAGAGCAAGAUGCUAAUUAUGCGCCACGGCCUACCUCGCCACGUUCUGAAUUGGGUAAGUCACAGUAUCUCGAACUUGUCGCUCCGCCCCCUAAAAAAGAAGUGUACGCUUUCGAUGGAGAGAAAAAUUCAGCAGGCGAAAAUGCCGAGGAAAUGCCAUGGAGAAGAGAGGUCAAAGAUAUAAGAAGAUUUGCAUCUGUAGAAGAACCCCAGCAAUCGAAUGCAGAGCACACGCGGAUUCGACCUCCCUCGCUAAAGACCCGUGAUGCGUUUGUGACUACAAGGGAUGACAAAGACGAAGAAGAGAUGCCGUGGAGGAAAGAGGUAAGGGAACUUCAGGAGAAACCAAGAACAGAAGAUGACCUGGAGUAUCAAGGUGACAAACCACCGCCUAAACCGGACUCGUCACCCAGUCCAAAUUUCCGAAAAAUGUCUUACAAAGAUUUCAUAAAUGUGCCUUCAAAAAAGCGUCGGGACAUUUUUCACGCUCAGCUCCAAAAAGAAGAGGAAGAAAUGCCUUGGCGAAAGGAAGUACGUGAAAUAAAAAAAUCGAUGGCAGAAGACGAAGAAGGAGAAUACCAGAAAACGUCUGCGACUCCAGCUCACUCUGCUCCGGAACAAAAUGACCGAUCAUUUGGCUAUAAAGAGUUUUCACCCAAACCUAUCGCAAAACCAAAGGAAGACUUGUUGGUUUCUCAAGAUAAGGAGGAGCAAGAGAUGCCAUGGCGUAAAGAAGUGCGUGAAAUGAAAAGAUCAGUGCUCGAAGAUGAGCCCGUGAAGCGUUCGUCUGCCACAAAUGUUCAUUCGUCACAAGAAGCAACCAGAGACUAUCGGAAACUCUCGUAUCGUGACUUUGUUGCUAGACCGAGGAAAAAAUCCUUUGAGAGCUUUUUAUCUGGCGAAGAAAAGGAGAAGGAAGAGAUGCCGUGGAGGAAAGAAGUACGGGAGUUAAAAUAUAGACCUCCUGAUGACGAGGAAAUCAAGCAGUCAUCUCGUUCCGAGCUUCAAUCCACUAACGAUGAUUCCUUUCAUAACAUCUGUGAUCAUUCCACCCAGCGGGUUACAGAAAGUGAGCGUGAAAGGAGUCGAAAAGAGCCUUAUCAUGCCCCCUCUGCUGGAGUUCAAAACAUGUCGUACAAGGAUUUUGUUUGUCCACCAUCGAAAACAGAUGAACUGCAGGGUCAAGUACAGCGUAAGACUAGAGUGAAAGACCUAACCAGGAAGUUUACAGAUAUCGAGGCAGAGAACACUCUUCCCAGGAAAGGCAGGCCGCCAGCACAGAAAUCUCUGGUGGACAUUGGAGAGCUGAAGCGUAUCGAACGCGAAAUGAGAACAAAAAGUUGGCAUGGCUUCCCAGACGAUUACGACUCAGAUGACGAGUAUGAGCGGAGAAGGAACCGCUCAGAAGAAGAAGCAGAGGAAAGAGUUAGGCAGCACUAUCAUCGCGAGAACAUUUCUGGAAUGGAGGAGCUGGACGACGUGUUUCAAGAUCCAGAGGGAUACUUCGACCAGAUUCGAGCUCCUCCGCCAGAGAAGUUUGACGAAGUGGUGGUGAAAGAAGUGCCUGUUCAGCAUAAUGCUCCUUCCUGGAAUGAACGUGAUGACAGAGGGUUGCAAGUAGUGACAGUACGCUCAACAAAUGACCAUGAUCAUUACAAUCGAUAUGACUUACACAAACAGCCAUUUUCGUACUCUCCCGAUUCAGAUAGCUAUUACGAUAAAAGCCCUCCCAUGGAUGGAUCUCUUUCAAAUAACACCCUAUUAGAUGAUCGAGUUGUUGUGAAGCAGACCUGGAUUCAGCCCAAUCGGGUGGAAUUACCUGAGGCCUCUCCGAAUCCUCCAGGACACGAGGGCAGAAAGAAUGUCCAUAAAGAAUACGCUGAAAGAGACAAUGGUCAAUUUCUGCCACAACGUAGAGAUGAGCGAACAUACCAGCGAGAUAACAUAAAGAGUAUACCGUUCAAACCAAAUGGUGCUUAUCAUAGAAACGACGAAACCUUUUCGUCAAAGAGCGUUGAUCUUAACGAAGAGAAAUGUUUCAUUGACGAGAGUUAUUAUUCAGAACACAGCCGGCUUUACUAUCCAGGAAGUUAUGGUUACAGAGGCAGGAAUCAAGGUCAAAUCGAUGACGAUGAUUGGAAAUCAAGAGAAGUUCGUCCUGGUCUACAAAAUCAUGGAAAUCAGCCAACCAAAGUAUCUAAAGGUGACAAUGCCAUGGUUUUUGGCUCUCCGAUUAUGGUCACUGCCAAACCAAGACCCCAACAGCCGACACAAAAUGAAGGCCAAGGGGAUUAUAGACACGAGCAACCUGGAGUGUACGACUUCAUACCAGUCAAAGAAAGGGUUUUGAAUGACAGAGAUGUAAUUCCAGCUAAAAGAGAAAGUUCGUAUUUCAGCAGAAGUACCGUUGAGCCCAUGCCAAAUAAUAAGGAACAAAUAGAAAGUGCUAGGCGACUUGUUUUACAAGACAUUAAACACCGCGGGGAAAACGAAGUCAAUAAACCACCGCAAGAACCCAGAAUGUCGUCUCGUCCACAAGUGUUUGGCGUGUUUGCUCGCACUGAUCAGAAAGAUAGUUACAACCGUGACGAUAUGCGAGAACGUCAACCAUCCAACUUGCCUCAGAAAGAGUUAGAGAACAACUUUCAGGAACGCCGACUUCACGACACGCAAGAUAAUUUACAGGGUUUCAAUGCAGGCGUAGAUCGGCAAGGUGCGACUAUGUACUUGGAAAGACGACUCCAGCAGGAAGAAAAGAGAUAUGAUUACGAAAAUAGUGCCUCCAGUCACACUGAGUUGCAUCCUGUGGUUGUAGCUACGGUAGAGAGCGAAACUCGAAAGUGGGGAGAUGGAGUGUUUGAAACAUCUCCGAAAGAUGAAAAUCGAGCCGCGAGGGGACGAGUCAUAAACUUUUCAUAUGAACAGGAAGAUGAAAUGCAUGAGGGACACAAGAAAGAAGGUACAAACGUGAUUGGCAAUGAUACAUCUGUUUACGUGGCUGCGAAUCUUGUUCAGGUAGAAGGUUACGACGCUAGCUGGAAACAGGAACAAAAACAAAAGGAAGAGAGGGUGAGAGAGCAGUUGCGGGAUGCUGAAUAUAGAGAAAAAUACAGAAGAGAAUUCGAGGAAAAAAAUCGGAAACAGCGGGAAAACUCGAAGUACCUCAUGAGUCAGGUACAAAUGAGGGCGACUAUGGAUGCUGAAGAAGAUGAUGUAGAAGAAAUAGAGAGAGCGCGUAAUGAUAACAUUGGCGAACGAAAUGAGAUUCCACCAAGGAAAAGCCACUCCAGCGACGAAGACGUUUUGAAAGCGGUUGCAGCAGAAGAAGACUAUUGGCAGAAAAAUUUAUGCAAAAAGAUAGGAAGUGAAAAGAAGGAUACUAGACAUAGUGAACCUCCCAGAAGAGUCAGUAGUAGCGAAUCGCUGACGCGGAUCAAUGGAAUUGACUAUGUUAGCGAAGACAAUGUGGUCCGCAAAGAGAAAAAGUCCUUUGACCAGGAAGAACAUCUUCGGAAACUUAAAGCAGAAGAAGAAUCAGUGGCUCAAGAGGCUGAAAGGCAGAUGAGAGAGAGAACUGCUUUGAGACAACAAGCACAAGCCCAAGAAGUCAUCAUUACGCCGGUGGAGAAGCCUCCCGUAGAAUUCUCAGUCAGUGAGGAAAUGUUUGCUGACCUCCUAACUGAAGAAAAACACAACAAACACUUUUAUGAUGAAAAUAGCAAUUACAGUGGACCGAACACAGAAACGUCUGUCCUAAGAAACGGAUACCACAAUGACGAGGAAUACACGCUUCGUAAACAACUGGAACACGAAGAGAAUGAAAGACAUUAUUCAGAUUACAUCUCAAAACCACAAGCAGAGGUGCUUCCCACUAACGGACAUUUAGAAAGUGAUGUUCACCACAAGACGCCCGCAAAGCUGCUGAGAGAAAAUGGAGACCAGUAUUACCAAGAUAACAUCCCGGGAAAUUCCGACGCAGCUCCAGAAGUAAACGGUUUUGAAGGUUAUAGUAUAUACGAGACAUUCAUUCAUGGCGAAAGCAAUCACGUGAUAUGUGCCAGUUGUGGCACCUCAAUUGAGAAAAGUCCAUCGAUGUACAUAGCAGAAUUGGACCGAUACUGGCAUGUUAACUGUUUUAGCUGUGUGGUGUGCAGAGCGUGGUUUGGUGACGAGUACAGUCCAGUCCUUCAUAUCACCAACUCCAUGUUACAUUGCGAGAGAUGUUACAUAACGGAUGAAGGU